Molecule: messenger RNA, 1351 nt
Organism: Eucalyptus grandis
Lineage: Eukaryota; Viridiplantae; Streptophyta; Magnoliopsida; Myrtales; Myrtaceae
Product: putative yippee-like protein Os10g0369500
Exons: 3
Coding region: 225-560 (111 amino acids)
Source: RefSeq, a predicted model, not a curated record
GGAACGAGGGGGGAAAAGGGAAAGAAAAUCCAAACAUUCUGUCUCUCCACGUCGAUGAAAAAAGGUAAUCUUUUUGCUUGAUUCGGAGCCUCCUCGCCGUGUACACCUUCGUCGAUCGGGGGGGGUGGUGGAAUUAGGGUUAAGCGUCGCCAUUCGAGUCGAUAUCGAAAUCCGGAACGAUUCGUGCGCUGUGCCCCCCGCCCCCGCCAAAAAGAAAGGAAAGAAUGGGGCGACUGUACAUACAACACCUGAGCGGGGAGAAGAUAUACAAGUGCAAGUUCUGCAGGGUGGACUCGGCGUCCCACGACGACAUCAUUUCCAAGGAAUUCUUUGGGCGAUUCGGCCGCGCUUAUCUCAUGCGCAAUGUGGUAAACAUCUCUAUUGGACCCAAGGAACAGCGUCAAUUAUCUAGCGGAUUACAUACCGUGAAUGAUAUUUAUUGUAGCUCUUGCCAGCAGUUACUGGGAUGGAGAUAUGAGAAAGCUUAUGAAGAAAGUGAAAAGUAUAAGGAAGGAAUGUAUCUUAUGGAGAAAGAACGCACGUUGAAGGACGGUUGGUGAUCGAUGGUACAAUUACAGCCAUUACUGCUGGAAUGGGAAGAUAAAGUGAUGCAGCAACAUGCUUCUUUAUGGUCAAGGAUGGCCAUAUUCCUGCACAUCAAAGAGUGAAUUAUUUUUAGGUUGAUAGUAAAGGUAUAUUGUUGAUUGAAUUCGCUGACCACCUGCCGAGGCGUUAUGGAACAUACUGCUGCAAGUCCAACUGAUUUAGAGUGGUUGCCAUUUAGUUUCUAGGAUGAAAGAACUAGGAGAGAAAAUACUGUGGUGGAAAGAAAAGGUUGAUAUAGCUCAGGGAUCAUGCAUUAAUUUGGCAAAAUGGUCUGUCUAGUGGCGUUUUGUAUAUGUAGUAUGGACAUUUUUGUAUAUGAGAAUUUUGCUGCUAUAAGAGUGAGCUAUAUUUCCUCUUCAAAGACAGGACUCCACAAGUCCUGCAGAUUCUUACAUGAAUUUCUCAGUUAAGGGACGUUGGCGAGGAGUUCAAAGUGGUUGACGGCUUGGCAAUUAGGACCUCUAACAGUUGCAGAGGUGUGAUUCUAAUGUCAGAUAACUCGCAGAUGUGGAUAAAGCUUCUAAUGGACCGGCUAGUAGUGCAAAGGGCAGACGAUGGUAAUGUAACUAGUGUUGAUACCAAACAGAGGAAAGACAGAUUGUGGCAAGCAAUGAAUGCACUUUGGAGUAUUACUUUGAGCUUGAUAAGCUGCUUUAUGGGGAGCCUGUGUACUGUUUCCUUAGAUUUGUGGAAGUUUGCUUCAUCUUGACCUGCAAUAUACUUUUCUACUCUCUUUUGACUCUCU